AGCCAUAAAAGAUAUAGUGGUGUCUGACCAGACAAGCGCCUGAAUGAGUGCAGACGAAAAUUUAUUUGCAAAUUUAUUAUAAAAGCAAGAUAUCAAAAGAAUUUCAAGACUUGUAUGCAGUUACAAAAGAAAAUCACUUGUAGUCUUUUGUUUUCAUAAGUCAACCAUUCACUACAGACACAGUGAAAAAUGGCAUACACUAGCGCAUCAGAGCUUGAGAAACUUCUGUCUAAUUGUGAGUUUGAGAAUCAUCAGUAUGUUAAAAUAAUUGAACAUGAGGACCAGUUGAUUGAAGGUCUUGAGAAAGAAAUAGAGUAUAAAGAAGGAGAGACUAGAAGGCUACAGGAGGCAGUGUCACAAUUAGAUAUAGAUACCAAACAGUGCCAUAAACAGUAUACUCUCAACAGGGAUAAUCUAGACAGUUUAAAGAAGACCAACCAUGUACUAACUGAGCAUGUGGCAGCAAUGAGCAGCAAAAUGGAAGUCCUGCAGCUUAAAACAGAGGCUGAGAGGCAGGAAAACAACUGCCAUUUGCAGAGGUAUAAAGAUAUCUGGAAAACCUACCAUGAGAAGUAUGAGUCAUUGCCACUUGCUCAAGAACUUAAGAAACAAACAGUGAUUACAGAAGAAAUAUCAAAGAAGAAUGAAGAAAAAGAGAAUGUUCUCCAUAAUGCAAAACAGAAAAUAGAACAAUUACAGGGCAAAAGUGAGGUCUGCAGAAUGGGAAUGCACAGAUUUAUCAUUACAUUGGCAACAAUGAGAGUAGGAACACUAAAGGUAAAGCAGGAGAUAGAGAGGAGACAGGCAGAGCUGUACCAGCUUAGACAGACUGUACUAGAAAAUCAACAAACUGCAAGUGAUAAAACCAACGAAACUAAUUUGCAAAAGUUAACAGACAUGCAUCUGGUAGACCAGGAUCGCAGCAAAGAAGUACCAGAGACACUGGACAGCUGUGAGCAACAAAAACUACUGGAGAUGCCAUCUCCAAUGAUCAGCAUGUUGGCAGGUAGAGACGACGAUGAUACAGAGGUCAUGCAGACUGAUGCUGUUUCCCCAGAUCAAGUAAGCCUACAGUUUGUCAAGGGACAGGUCAUGGUCCAACAUGCCGAAACUCAGAAAAAUCAGACAAGUGAAAGCACUGAGGCAGUAGUUGAACAGAAAACACCAAUUGAGACCAAUGCUUAUGGGAUAGGACAUUCCGAGACAGAAAGUAGUAAUGUUGAGAAUAAACCACCCACAGAUGUCCCACAUCCUCCUAACAGUAUCCUUGGAGAGAGAGCACAGCACACUCGGACAAUAGCACAAGGUGUACAACUACCCUUUGUGGCUUACAAGGCAAGAGGACCAGAAUCAGUACAUAUCCAUCUAGAUAGAUCUGCCAGUUUAUUGCAGCAACAACAGCAGCAGCAACAACAACAAAAACAUCAUCAGCAACAGCAGCAAUAUCAACAACAACAGUCAAUUGUACACAACCAAACUACUCAAAAACAAAAUCAGACAACCAGCCAAAGACUAACCAACAUGUUGGCAGAUGAAAGGACUAACUCUAGACCACAGUUUGCUGGAUAUAGACCACAUAUGCCUCAUCUUCAAGUCAGGUCUGUCACUCCUAUGAGACCAGCAAACCUUGACCCAAGACCUGCCAUUACACAGGCCAGACCCACCACAACAAACCUUCGGUUAAACAGACCAAGUGCUGGCAUUGUUCAAGGAUCUCGUUUAGUAAGACCUCAACAGCCACAAACAUCUAGACAUUUCCAAACCGUGCAGAGUCCAGUUGUUCAGCCAUUAAAACAUACGAUUGGAUCUAGUAGACUGCCAGUGUUACAGUCACCAAGAGCUCCCAUUGCACAGUUUCAGAAACUGCCACAAGAACCGUUGCCAAGCAGAAUGUCUGGCGUAUAUGGGAACAACCAGACUCCAAAACUUACUGACUCUACGAGGGUAGCCAGUUCUCCUCUACAGUUAUCAACUCCACCAGUAAGAUACAAGUCUCCACAUGUAUCUCAGCCAUCUCCACUUCAGUUACCCUCACAGUACCAGCAUGUACUUCAGCAAAAGAUCAGACCUGAAAAUUGUUCCCCAUCUUACAGCUCUACUGGUACAGGACUGCAGUUCAAGUCACCACAGAAGAGUCCGGUUGAACAGAGACAUGUGUCCCCCAAGGGAGAGGGAGAGAGACAGGUCCAGACGAAACCUAGUCCUCUAGUUAAACAUGUGGAAAGAAGUGCACCCACUAGCACUAGUUCUCAUACACCUGAGCAGACUCAGGAGGUAGCAGUUUCCAAGCCAGUAACACCUGUAUCCAGCAUUCCUCAAAUUGGUGUCAAGAUACCACAACCAGAUGGAACAAGCACUUAUUACAUGAAGGUAAAAGAUGCACCAGAAACACCAAAAUGUAACCAGACAGUUCUGAGUCCGGAGAAAAGUCCCAGCAAGCCUUCAACACCAGAGAUUAAAAAGAAUGAGCCUAUCAAAGAAGACACGUUCAGUCCCUUUGAUGCUGAGAAACAUCGUAAAAAACUUGCUGAUAUGAAGAAAUCGCCUGCACACCCAAAUUUCUACCCUGUAAAACGAGCAUUUGCAGAGAUGGAAGGAAAUUGUCAGGAAACCGGCAAUGAAAAUAUGCAGCUACCAGUAUUUGGACAGACCAAAGCUAAUAGCACCUUACCAUUUGAUGGAAGUGGGGAUCAUACACACAUAGCACAGAUGAAAGGGCGGCCAGAUUGUGAUGAAAAUACUAAACCAGUUAGCAGAGAAGAGGUCCAGUCUGCAUUUCAGUUUUUCGGUGCAUUUGGAAAAAGCAGUGAAGCAAGUGGGUCUAAAAGUGGAAGCACAAUGUUCAGUUUUGGAGGUGGAGACUCGUCCAACAGACAACAGACAGGCAGCCCAAAUUUCUCCCUGUUUGGUUCCAGUAACAGUGAUGACAAUGUUUCUAGUGGAUUCAACUUCGGCUUUGGAGACAGCAGCAGUAGCAAGCAGGGGGAACCAUCUUGUACACCUGGAGGAGGAAACUUUCUCUCACUGUUUGGUGAUAGUGGUAAUGAGGACCAGAACAGUAACAACAAUGGUUUCAGUUUUAACUUUGGCAAUAAUCAACCAGACUCACCAGCCUUUUCCUUUUUCUGAAAUAUCAAAAAUUCUUCUCUUUGUUUUUCAUCCUGAAAUACUAGGCAAAGUCACAACGUUUUUUCUAGCAUACUGGGCAAAUUUACAAUUGCUUUCAUAUUAAAGAGACAGUUGUAUACUAGUGCAGGCUUUCUGACAAAACUGGUUUGUUACCUAAGAGAUGAAUUGCGUCAUUAUUUCUGUGACAGACAAAACCUUACAACAUGUUAUAAAGUAGACAUUGUUCUUUUAACAGAUUCAGGCAGGAUGUGUUAACAUCAACCGGCAUAUCUUGUUUUAAUAGGGAAAUUAGAAGCUUUUACAUGUGUACAUUUCAUGUCUUGUAUGGCAUCAUCAACCUCUUUAUAGAAUACAUGUAUGUUUUAUUUUAUUUAUUUUUUUCAUUUUUUUAAGACAAGUACUCAACAAACUGCAUUUGAAUCAUUGCAAGUUUUAUCAAGUUGUGUGCUGUAUGGAAAACCCUGAAUCAGUAUAAAUUGUUUUGAUUUCAUUGUUGAAAGGAAAGGAGGACAAUAGUUGCAAUGAAAUUAAACAAGAAAGACAAGUUACUUGCAAGAUAUGUUGCAAAUAAUUUGGAACUUGACAGAUAACUGUCCUAAGUUUCAAUAGAAAUAACAGGAUUUCCUCGUCAUAUAUGUUAUCACAUCAUUGUUAUUGUUAGUUAAAUUCGAUUAUUUAUUGUUGGAAGUGUUAUAUUUAAAUGUUUACUAUUGCUGGUUAUGAAUAAAAUAGUAUGGGCAUAA
This is a messenger RNA of Mercenaria mercenaria, 3872 nucleotides long. Its product is annotated as putative mediator of RNA polymerase II transcription subunit 26. Bases 190 to 3129 code for a protein of 979 amino acids. Lineage: Eukaryota; Metazoa; Mollusca; Bivalvia; Venerida; Veneridae. The transcript is spliced from 24 exons. The record is from RefSeq and is a predicted model, not a curated record.